Molecule: messenger RNA, 1259 nt
Organism: Zychaea mexicana
Lineage: Eukaryota; Fungi; Mucoromycota; Mucoromycetes; Mucorales; Lichtheimiaceae
Product: major facilitator superfamily domain-containing protein
Exons: 7
Coding region: 96-1259 (387 amino acids)
Biological process (GO): transmembrane transport
Cellular component (GO): fungal-type vacuole membrane
Molecular function (GO): transmembrane transporter activity
Source: RefSeq, a predicted model, not a curated record
CAAGAAGUCUAAAGUAGCAUCUUUUAAACGAUUUAUUAGGUCUUUUUCAAGAUUAUUACCAGCGAGAAUUAUUUAGCGACGACAGAAACGCAAGGAUGCAGUUGACACUUAUUGGAACUACCAUUGCGUUCCUUGGACUAGGCUUAGUGACACCUACGGGAGCCAUUAUUUCCAAGAUCCGAGUUAGAGGAACCCUUCUUCUUGCGACUGCGCUGACAUUCUUCGGGCUCGUCAUGGCUGCUUACUCUACCCAGAUCUGGCAGAUUUUUGUGUCAUUAGGCGUUUGUGCAUCUACUGGUUUCGGAUUGCUAUUUGCUGUCAGCGUAGUGAUUAUACCAUCGUGGUUUGACACACCACAAGAUGAAGGGUCAAGGAAUGUAGCAUUUGGCAUAAUCAUGAGCAGCACAGGUGUUUCUGGUAUCAUUAUCCCAUGUGUUAUUACACAAAUAUCGGAUCGUUUGGACAUGCGAUGGGCCUAUCAUAUCCUCAACAUCAUUUUUCUGCUAUUCAAUAUUAUCGGCUGCCUUAUCAUUACAGAAAAUCCUACCACUAGCAAGAUCAUUAAGCCGCAACAACUUAUUAAAGACGACGGUCAGAAGGCCAGAAAGACAGAUUAUGAGGGGCACAACAGUAGCAACAGUUAUCCCAAUAAUAUUCCAAAGCUCAGCAUUUUCUACGACAACCCGAACUUCUUGAUAUGGUUUGUAGUUGGAUUCAUUCGAUCAACUGUUGACCUCAUUCCCUUUAUCUUUCUUCCUUCGUAUGCGACACUUAUCGGUUUGUCCCCGGUGCAAGGUGCAACACUCAUUACUGUCAUGUCCGUAGGGGCUACAUUGGGUCCUAUCUGUAUAGGUCUGAUAGCGGAUCGGCUAGGAAAGCUGAACACGGCCAUCCUGUUUACAGCUAUAACUAUAUUUGCUGCCUUGUUUGUCUGGACAUUUGCAUAUAGCUAUCAUACAUUGCUCUUGUAUGCAUUGUUGUUUGGUUUCUUUGGUCCAUCAUAUUAUACCCUGACGGUUUCGGUUAUAAGUGAUAUUACUGAAACAAGUACGUUCUCAUCUGGUGUUUCCAUUGCUUACAUUGCGAAUGCUAUUGGUUUUAUCGUUGGUCCUAUAGCAGCUAAUGCGAUCGAAUCUUUUUUAAAUAUCGAGCCUUAUAGAACUCAUAAAUUAGCGUGUGUCUUUGUACCUAUACUGAGCGUCAUGCUCAUCAUUAUUCUCAAGCUGCGUCUACAAAGCGGAUUAAUGGAGAAAGUUUGA